Molecule: messenger RNA, 1062 nt
Organism: Mollisia scopiformis
Lineage: Eukaryota; Fungi; Ascomycota; Leotiomycetes; Helotiales; Mollisiaceae
Product: G protein alpha subunit
Exons: 5
Coding region: 1-1062 (353 amino acids)
Biological process (GO): G protein-coupled receptor signaling pathway
Cellular component (GO): heterotrimeric G-protein complex
Molecular function (GO): GTPase activity; G protein-coupled receptor binding; G-protein beta/gamma-subunit complex binding
Source: RefSeq, a predicted model, not a curated record
AUGUGUUUCGGUGGUAGGGACGACAGUGAGGCGAAGAGGAGCCGGGAGAUCGAUGCUCUCAUCCACCGGGACGAGAAGCAGAUGCAGAAGAUAGUCAAGCUCUUGCUAUUGGGAGCUGGAGAGAGCGGGAAAUCGACGAUCCUGAAGCAGAUGCGAUUGAUCUACACAAAGGAUGGCUUCACCAAGAACGAGAAGGAGGAAUGGCGGGUCAUCAUCUUCAACAAUAUCCUCGACGGUCUACGGAUGUGUAUCGAUGCGAUGGAGGAAUUCAAUAUCGGGUUUGAGUACGAUAAUACAACCGUACAUCUUCCUGUAAUCAUGCAAGAGAAAGACCUUCGACCGUACGAACCCAUCCCCACCGAAUAUCUACGAGCUUUCAAGGACAUGUGGAAAGACCCAGGAAUUCAAAGAGCUAUCGAGAGAGGCAACGAAUUUGCGCUGCACGAUAAUCUGAGCUACUUCUUCAUUGACCUUGAUCGAUUAUUUAGCAAGGAAUUCAUCCCCACCGACCAGGACGUUCUUCGCGCACGACUUCGUACCACCGGCAUUACCGAGACUGUCUUCGAUCUCGGCUCUUUACAAUACAGAAUGUUUGAUGUGGGUGGGCAAAGAUCGGAGAGAAAAAAGUGGAUUCAUUGCUUCGAAAAUGUUAAUGCAUUAAUGUUCUUGGUCGCAAUCAGUGGUUAUGACCAAUGCUUAGCAGAGGAUAAAGAUGGGAAUCAAAUGCAGGAAGCUCUUAUGCUGUGGGAGUCAAUUGCAAACUCUCAUUGGUUCAAGAACUCGGCGCUUAUUCUCUUCUUGAACAAGAUGGAUCUUUUCAAGGCCAAGGUUGCACAUAGCCCGAUUACAAAAUUUGGUUUCUCCGAUUUCCAGGGUGAUACCAAGGACGCGCAACAGACCAGCAAAUACUUCAUGGAUAAAUUCGUGGCAUUGAACCGAAGUCCAGGUCGAGAAGUGUAUUCGCAUUUCACGAAUGCUACCGACACGGAUUUGCUCAAGGUCACGAUGGCUUCGGUCCAGGAUAUGAUCAUCCAGAAGAACCUGCAAAAGUUGAUUUUGUGA